AGUUUGAUUCUAGCCGCCGGCUGCAGAGGUUUAGUGCUGUUGACAGAUUCUAUACCAGAGAUACUUGAGCCAUCAAAACGGCACAAUUGUGCUAUACCGUUUACAAAACUUACAAUUUCGCCAACUGGUUAACAGCCAACAAUUUUCAAAAACUUUUACAAAGACCACCAACUACUCGAAUCGAACUCAGAAUGGCGUACCACAAGCCCGAAGCCAAGACUGUGCAGGACCUGAAAGAUAUGGCCCACAAGCUGCGUAUUCAUUCCAUCAAUGCGACGGAGGCCUCUAAGUCUGGUCACCCGACCUCAUGUAGUUCCUUGGCCGAGAUCAUGUCGGUGCUGUUCUUCCAGCAGAUGCGUCUGAACAUGAAACAUCCACGUGAUCCCUCCAGUGAUCGUUUAGUUCUGUCCAAGGGACACGCUGGUCCAAUUCUAUAUGCUGCCUGGGCAGAGGCUGGUCUCUUUCCCAUAGAGGAACUGAAGAACUUGCGCAAAAUCGACAGCGAUCUGGAGGGACAUCCGACUCCGCGUCUGAAUUUCAUAGAUGUCGGCACCGGAUCUCUGGGUCAGGGCGUGGCCAUGGGCGCUGGCAUGGCGUACGUUGGCAAGAACUAUGACAAGGCCGAUUAUCGCACCUAUGUGAUUGUGGGCGAUGGCGAAUCGGCUGAGGGUUCCAUCUGGGAAUCUCUGCACUUUGCCUCCCACUACGAACUGGAUAAUCUCUGCGUGAUCUUCGACGUGAACAGGUUGGGUCAGUCGGAGCCCACCUCGCUGCAGCACAGGAUGGAUGUAUAUCGGGAGCGCCUGGAAGCCUUUGGCUUCAAUGCCCUUGUCGUGGAUGGCCAUGACGUAGAGGAGUUGUGCAAGGCCUUCCACUGUGCGUCCGUCACGAAGAACAAACCCACAGCCAUCAUCGCGAAGACGCUGAAGGGCAAGGACUUCCCGGAUAUUGAGGAUUUGGAGAACUGGCAUGGCAAGGCAUUGGGCGCUAAGGCGGAGUGCGUGAUAAAGUCUCUGCAGAGCCAAAUCGUGAAUCUCAAUGUCAAGCUGACACCCAAGAAGAUGUGCAAGGGCAGUCUGGCGCCCGAGGUGGACAUCACCAACAUCAAGUUGUGCGCCCCGCCCAACUACAAGCUUGGCGAUAAGGUGCCCACUCGUCUGGCCUAUGGCACGGCCCUGGCCAAGGUGGCGGCCGACAAUGAUCGUGUGAUCGCCCUGGACGGCGACACAAAGAACUCAACGUACUCCGAUAGGCUUCGGAACGCCUAUCCGGAGCGCUACAUUGAGUGCUUCAUUGCCGAACAGAAUCUGGUGGGCGUGGCUAUUGGCGCCACUUGCCGUCGGCGCACUGUGGCAUUUGUUUCUACGUUUGCCACGUUCUUUACUCGCGCCUUCGAUCAGAUUCGCAUGGGCGCCAUCUCGCAGACGAACGUGAAUUUCGUUGGCUCGCACUGUGGCUGCAGCAUUGGCGAAGACGGUCCCUCACAGAUGGGUCUGGAGGACAUUGCAAUGUUCCGCGCCAUACCCGGCAGCACUGUCUUCUAUCCCUCGGAUGCGGUGAGCACUGAACGCGCCGUCGAGCUGGCUGCUAAUACAAAGGGAAUUUGCUUCAUCCGCACGUCGCGUCCCGAGACCUGUGUCAUCUAUAACAACGACGACACUUUCGCUAUUGGACGCGGCCGUGUGGUGCGCCAGAAGCCGUCUGAUGAGGUGCUCCUUAUUGGCGCCGGCAUUACGCUGGACGAGUGUAUUAGCGCUGCUGAGCAGCUGGAGAAGGAAUGCAUCACGGCCCGUGUCAUCGAUCCCUUCACCGUCAAGCCACUCGAUGUGGAGCUGAUUGUGGAGCAGGGCAAACAGUGCGGAGGACGUGUGGUUGUUGUUGAAGAUCAUUAUCAACAAGGCGGUUUGGGCGAAGCUGUGCUCAGCGCUCUGGCGGAACAUCGUAAUUUCGUGGUGAAACAUUUGUUUGUGCCCACCGUGCCGCGAUCUGGCCCACCUGCCGUAUUGGUUGACAUGUAUGGCAUUUCUGCUCGUCACAUUGUGGCUGCCGUUAAUGCAAUCAUUAAGAAGUAAGCACAGGCUGCUUCUCAACAUUCACUUGUUUCUACAUUUCUUUCGAUUUUUCAUAAUAAAGAAUUUUCAAUAAUUAUUAAUUUAAA
Molecule: messenger RNA, 2158 nt
Organism: Drosophila mojavensis
Lineage: Eukaryota; Metazoa; Arthropoda; Insecta; Diptera; Drosophilidae
Product: transketolase-like protein 2
Exons: 3
Coding region: 192-2072 (626 amino acids)
Molecular function (GO): thiamine pyrophosphate binding; transketolase activity
Source: RefSeq, a predicted model, not a curated record